Helicoverpa zea (corn earworm) is the source of this 3356-nucleotide messenger RNA. Its product is annotated as piwi-like protein Siwi. The transcript has 19 exons. Gene Ontology annotation, biological process: regulatory ncRNA-mediated gene silencing. The record is from RefSeq and is a predicted model, not a curated record. NCBI's taxonomy places the organism in Eukaryota, Metazoa, Arthropoda, Insecta, Lepidoptera, Noctuidae. Gene Ontology annotation, cellular component: P granule. Gene Ontology annotation, molecular function: protein binding; piRNA binding. Bases 267 to 2975 code for a protein of 902 amino acids.
GUCUUGCUUAGGAUUAAGAUUAGUUCUAUGAAAGUAUCUGAAGAAGUAUUGUUUUUUUUUUUGCUAAAAUUGUACACCAUCAUUUCGUUAAUCAAACCGGAGGUCGGGCUGCAGCGUCCUCCGUGUACUGCACAUCCUCACUGCGAUCGCCAACCCGCCUGCCAAGCGUGGCGAUUAAAGGCAAUUACCCCCAGUGAAGAGCACAGAAACCAGGCCCCCAGUCUCCAGCAGCUCCGCUAUCCCUGGCGCGGGUAGCGGUCAAGACCAUGUCGGAACCUGGGAGAGGUCGUUCCCGUGGGCGUGCAGGAAGAGGUGGUGACAAUGCUGGGCCACCUCCCCGUAAACCCGGCGAACAACAGCAACAGAGGCCCCCACAGCAACAGGGGCCACCAGGCCCCCGGCCACAGCCACCAUCCGCUUUUGGUGCUCCCGCACUGGGGCCGCCAGUGCGAGCUGGUGUGCCUACGCCCGCCCCGCCGGCAGGCCGCGCCUCUCUCCGACUAACACCAACAACACAUCAGGAACACCCUGGUGAUGUUGACGUACAAGAGAGGAUGCGGAGCAUGCAAAUCAGUGCUGCUUCACAAGUUGGUGCUGGUGAAAGCUCCUCUGUGAUUGGACGUGGAUCUCGCCGUGGCGGGGGCAGGGUUUUACCUGAACAAAUGACAAUUUUGCGCACUCGCCCAACAACAAUUCAAACGAAGAAGGGAACCUCGGGAACCGUGAUAGAUCUGAAGGCGAAUUACUUCACUGUUAACACAACGCCCCAGUGGCGCCUAUACCAAUACCACGUAGAUUUUUCCCCAGAAGAGGACAACACAGCUGUACGCAAAGGCUUACUGCGUGUCCAUGCUAACACUCUAGGAGGGUACCUGUUUGAUGGAGCAGUAUUGUAUACUGUUAAGCGCUUACACCCUGACCCAUUAGAGUUGUACUCUGAUAGGAAAACUGAUGGUGAAAGGAUGCGAAUUUUGAUAAAGUUGACAUGUGAUGUAAGCCCAGGGGACUAUCACUACAUUCAAAUAUUUAAUAUAAUUAUAAGGAAAUGUUUCCAAUUGUUAAAUCUGCAACUUAUGGGCAGGGAUUACUUUGAUCCUGUCGCUAAGAUUGAUGUUCCUGAGUACAGAUUACAAAUAUGGCCAGGAUACAAAACCACAAUCAAUCAGUACGAAGAUCGAUUACUGAUGGUAACGGAGAUUACCCACAAGGUUCUCCGUCUUGAUAAUGUGUUGCAAAUGCUCAGUGAAUACGCUGCAACAAAAGGCAGCAAUUAUAAAAAAAUUUUUUUGGAAGAUAUUGUCGGUAAAAUUGUCAUGACUGACUAUAAUAAAAAAACGUAUAGGGUUGACGACGUAUCAUGGCAAGCAUCGCCAAAAUCAACUUUCAAGAUGCGUGAUGAAAAUAUUUCUUACAUGGAAUAUUAUCAGAAGAAAUACAACAUCCGCAUCCACGACGGCGGGCAGCCGCUGCUGAUCUCGCGCUCGAAGCCGCGCGACAUCCGCGCCGGCAUGCCGGAGCUGGUGUUCCUGGUGCCGGAGCUGUGCCGGCAGACGGGGCUGACGGACGACAUGCGCGCCAACUUCAAGCUCAUGCGCGCGCUCGACAACCACACCAAGAUCGGACCUGAUGUACGCAUUCAGAAACUGUUGAAGUUCAACCAACGUUUGACCAGUUGUCGUGAAGUGGUUAAGGAAAUGGGUGAUUGGUCUCUUACUCUUUCCCAUGAACUUGUCAGCUUUAAAGGUCGGCAACUUCCCCCUGAAAAUAUAGUCCAGGGAAACAAUGCCAAGUACCCAGCUGGCGACACAACAGAAGGAUGGACAAGAGAUAUGCGCUCGAAACCUCUAUUAGAUAUCUCACAAUUGCCAUCAUGGGUGGUCAUAACCCCAGAAAGACAACGUCGAGAUUCAGAAGGAUUCAUAGAUUUAAUUAUGAAAACUGCUGGGGCUGUAGGUUUCCGAAUGCCGAGACCUGAAAUAAUACCCAUCAGGAAUGACGGACCUAUGGAAUAUGCAAAUGCUUGUGAGAAUGCAAUUGCCCGCAAGAAUCCCGCUAUGAUCCUGUGUGUUUUGGCACGCAAGUUUGCAGACAGGUAUGAAGCGAUAAAAAAAAAAUGCACGGUAGAUCGUGCUGUGCCUACUCAAGUAGUUUGUGCUCGAAAUAUGACCAGCAAUUCUGCAAUGUCUAUUGCAACUAAAGUUGCGAUACAGAUUAAUUGUAAGCUUGGUGGUGCUCCGUGGCGGGUGGACAUACCUCUACAGAGCAUCAUGGUCAUCGGCUACGAUGUCUGCCAUGACACUCGCUCUAAAGAAAAGAGUUUCGGUGGAUUUGUUGCAACCCUUGACCGGCAUUUGACUCGUUACUUCUCAGCGGUGAACUCGCACACCUCUGGUGAGGAGCUGAGUGCCCACAUGGGCUUUAAUGUGGCCGCAUCUCUACGCAGAUAUAGAGAAAUAAACGGUGCGCUGCCACAGCGAAUAUUUAUAUAUCGGGAUGGUGUUGGCGAUGGCCAAAUUCCCUAUGUACAUAGUCAUGAGGUGGCAGAAAUAAAAAAGAAAUUAAGUGAGAUAUAUGCAGAAAUGGAAUACAAGAUGGCUUAUAUAAUCGUUUCCAAGCGUAUCAACACGCGUAUAUUUUUGGACCGCGGCCGCAAUGGUGAAAACCCGCGUCCGGGUACAGUAAUUGACGAUGUUGUGACACAGCCGGAAAGAUACGACUUUUACCUGGUGUCACAAAACGUUAGAGAAGGCACAAUUUCUCCUACCUCCUACAACAUAAUUGAGGAUACGACUGGACUGCACCCUGAUAGGAUGCAAUGGUUGACUUACAAGCUGACUCACUUGUAUUUCAACUGUUCUUCUCAAGUGCGUGUCCCGUCUGUGUGCCAAUACGCCCACAAACUGGCGUUCUUGGCUGCAAACAGCCUUCAUAGCCAGCCACAUUACACUCUCAGUGACACGUUAUAUUUCCUGUAAAGACGAUAGCAUUAAGGCGGGGGUCCAGACAUGUAUCAUUUGCCCGAUCCGAUCACCGUAUCGUAUCAAGCACCGUAUCAAGUUGUGGACGCCUCCGAUUUGCUCCGUAUGAUGGACAAAAACCGACACGACAUGGGACGAUAUCAUAACACGGAUAUCAAAACGGCGUAUCGAGAUCGCGUAUCAUUAUUCGUCCACAUAUGUGAUCAUGAUACGCGUCGACGAUACGGAUACGAUGAUCAGUUCGGGCAAAUGAUACAUGUCUAAACCCACCUUUAUGUGUACAUGUUAAUUCGAGGCCCUCACCUAUUGUGAUUAAAGAAAACCUGACUGUUAGAAUAUUAUGACAAUAAAGUUAGUUUUUUGGUCCUGUGGACAGUA